Molecule: messenger RNA, 1038 nt
Organism: Phytomonas sp. Hart1
Lineage: Eukaryota; Euglenozoa; Kinetoplastea; Trypanosomatida; Trypanosomatidae
Source: the annotation of a GenBank genome assembly
AUGGCAUCCGCACAACAGAUCUCCAACAGCUUUGUGACCGAGUUCUUCGAGCGCGUAGCGAAGAACCCCGCCAAUCUUGCCGAACUCUACGGACGAAACUCGGUCUUGCACAUUCACGACUUUGAGAUGGGCAUCAAGGAGAUUUGCGGUGCCGAUGUCUCGACCGCGGCCCAAGAAUGGGCUGCGUUAUACCAAGGCAAUCAUAUGCGCGUGGAGUCCGUCAGCGCAGCGCCGAUCUACGGCGGCGUGAACGUCUUCGUCACCUUCACCGCUGUGGGGGAGCUGCAGCAGUACUUCCACGUUCUCACCACCCUGGAAGCCCACACGGGGUUCAACGUGGAGGGCUACUACAUCCGCCACCAGGUGGUCUCCCGCAUUGGUGCGAUCGCGCUCGAGGCCCCGCCCGUCGAGGUGACGCCUGGAGUAGUGGAGCAGGAGCCCGUGGCCCCGGCCGUCGAGGCCCCUGUGGAGACGCGGCCGGAAGAGAUUCCUGCCCAACCCGAGGAGACGACGCCUACAGCUGUAGAGGAGGAGGCCCUCGUUCAAGGGGUUGCCGGAGAGAGUGCGGCGGUGAAGGACGACAAGGCGCCCAUCACAAAGGACACGAAACUGAAGAGCUGGGCGAGUUUGGUGAGCUCAUCGGCUAAGAAAGGCGGCAUCGAGGGCAACAAGCCCAUUCGCGUGGUGGCUGUCAGCGCCACCGGCGACGCGGCCGCCGCGGCCACCGCGAAAGAGCCGGAGGCCCCUGCCGCGAAGCCCUCGAAAGUGCAUGUGAAGCGUGAAAAGAGACCUAUGGAGGCUACAGGCGAUCGCCUGAUGUUCAACAUCGACGUAGCUGUCAGCGACGAGGAGAUCAAGGUGGCGCUCGGGAGCGUAGGGGCAUCUUUGCUUUCUCUCCGCAACAACUCUGAGCGGGGUUAUGUAUUCAUGGAUUUCGCACCAGACGUAAAGGCCCUCGAAGAGCUAAAGAAACUUAGCCCGAUCAUCGGCACGAAUAAGACAAAGAUGAAUGUCUUUCGUCAACGCCCUCGUGAGUAA